AUGGCUGCUAUUCAAGACCAGCUCAACCGUGGCGCCGUCCCCAACCACAUCUCUAACGUCUGUCCCAAAGGCACAAAGUUUCAUGUGCUGGAAGUUGGAUGGCUGGAAUGCGACGAGGGCUUCGUGGUGCGUGGGGGCAACACUAGUCUGAAGAGCACCGAGGGCAAGUCCUUUGUCAACAAGCGGAGGGAGCUGCCCAUGUAUUGUAUCCUGAUCGAACAUCCCCACGAAGGCCUUGUUCUGUGGGAGACAGGCUGUGGAAAAGACUAUCCCGAGGUCUGGGGGCCUGCCUUGAGCGAUGUUUUCACCCGCGUCAAAUACGAGCCCAGACAUGAGCUUAAGGCGGCGGUCGAAGCUACGGGGAACAAGCUCGAGGACGUCAAGAAAAUCAUCAUUGGUCAUCUGCAUCUCGACCAUGCUGGAGGCUUGGACAUGUUCUUGGAUAGGAAGGAUGUCGAGAUCUGGGUCCAUGACAAAGAGCUCAAAUCGGCAUUUUGGUCCGUUGCAACGGGAGCAGAUACGGGAGUCUAUCUUGAGCAUUACCUGAAACUGAGCUUCAACUGGAAGACCUUCGAUGACCGAACGUUCGACUUCUGCCAGGGCAUCACGUUGCAUCACUUGCCGGGCCAUACUGACGGUUUGAUUGGAAUGCAGAUCAACAUGCCAGACAGCGGCACCUUCUUGUUUAUUAGUGACCAUUGCCAUGUCAUUGAAAAUUGGCGCGACGGAAUUCCUCAAGGCUGGCUUGCAAGAGAUCACCCUGCAUGGUUCCAAAGCACACAACGGCUGAAGCAGCUGGAGAGGACAACCAGAGGACGAGUGAUCCCGGGACAUGACAAGGAAACAUUCCUCGACUUGGUCAGCAAAGGUAGCGCGUAUACUUGA
Capronia coronata CBS 617.96 is the source of this 885-nucleotide messenger RNA. RefSeq lists its product as uncharacterized. Lineage: Eukaryota; Fungi; Ascomycota; Eurotiomycetes; Chaetothyriales; Herpotrichiellaceae. Bases 1 to 885 code for a protein of 294 amino acids. The transcript has 4 exons. The record is from RefSeq and is a predicted model, not a curated record.